Messenger RNA from Prunus armeniaca (apricot), 837 nucleotides. The record is from the annotation of a GenBank genome assembly. NCBI's taxonomy places the organism in Eukaryota, Viridiplantae, Streptophyta, Magnoliopsida, Rosales, Rosaceae.
AUGCAUACUUACCAGGAAUGGGGGAAGCUAGAAUCGAGGAAGGAACUUAGAUCAAGGAAUUGGAAUCGGAGCAACUACUCCUCCCUAGUUGAUCUCAUUCCUGAUUUUAAGGUUUUGGCAAAGGGAGGCAGCAAGCUUGAGGCAACAAUUGCAGUACUUACAAGAAUGCCACAGUUUGCUUAUUCAAAAGGUUAUCAUCCUAAUUUAGGCUUCAUCCAACUAUCAAAGAUAAAGCCCACAAAACCUAUUGACAUUGAAGAAGAGUUGAUGGGUGAAGAACUUUCUGGUUUGAGUGCCAAAGAUCUACAGAGCCUGGAAAACCAACUGGAGACAAGUUUGAAAGGUGUCCGGAUGAAAAAGGACCAGAUAUUAAAUGAUGAAAUAAAAGAACUGAACCAGAAGGGAAAUCUCAUAGAGCAAGAGAAUAUGGAACUGUAUAAGAAGCUAGACCUCGUAGGUAAAGAGAAUACGGAACUGCUACAGAAGGUUUAUGGAGCAAGGGGUGUGAAUAAAGAAAACAAAAGUUCCCAACCUCCAUAUACCAUCACUAAUGGAUAUGAUUUGCAAACACCCAUCCAUCUGCAGCUAAGCCAGCCACAGAAUCAAACUCAGCCUCGGCCUCAGCACAAUGAAAUACCAGCAAAAGGAAUCAAAUUAGGGUGUGGGUGGCUAUCUGUCAUUAUGCAGUCAACUUGCACCACAGUGAAAAGCAAUCUUCUAGGAGUGAGAUGUCAUACUUACAGUAAAUGCAUCCAGCAGAGGUACCAGCAGCUUUGGUAUGAAAUGUUCCAUGAAACAAACUUUAGAAUCUGUGAUAGAAAUAGACAAACCAAUUAG